Molecule: messenger RNA, 2552 nt
Organism: Tilletiopsis washingtonensis
Lineage: Eukaryota; Fungi; Basidiomycota; Exobasidiomycetes; Entylomatales
Exons: 6
Coding region: 70-2217 (715 amino acids)
Biological process (GO): intra-Golgi vesicle-mediated transport
Cellular component (GO): Golgi membrane
Source: RefSeq, a predicted model, not a curated record
GACACCACAUCACCUUUCCUCCUCCGCUCAAUUGCUGCGCGCCUGGCGUCUCGCUCUUACGCGGCCGCCAUGGCAGACCAGAUCGCCGCCUUUGCCGCCUCCACCGAUGAGGCUGCGACGCCGGCUCGCAGCAAUGGCACCGGCGCAGCUGCAGCAGGUGCCUCGUCGGCCGCCGACUUCUCCACGGCACUGACCUCGUGGCGAGAGAUCUCGCUGCCCACGCUGCUGGCGCAUCUGGGCGAAGUGGGCCCCGCGCUGGUGCAGACGCAGACCGAGGGUCUCAUCUCGCGCAAGCGCCUCGCCGAGCAGACGCGCGAGUUCCGCAAGCUGCCCGACGAGGCCCGCGGCGAUGCCGUCAAGCCGCUGCUCAAGGCCUACCAGGCUGAGAUUGACGCCCUGACCACGCGGGCCAAGCGUGCCGAGAAUGUCUUCCUCGGCGUCGCGGACCGCCUCAAGGGCGCGCCGGAUCCGCACUACUGGCUUGAGCUCAUGCUGGAGCAAACGGCGUCGCUGCAAGACCUCGAGUCUCUGCGCACGCAGCACGCCGCCCUGCAGUCCGAGACGAGCGCCCUGCGCACGCGCCUUGCCGGUCUCUCAUCGCUCGAGGCGGAGCGAACGCGGCUGUCAGACAAGGUCGCUAGCCUGGAGAAGGGCUUCGAAGCGCGCGUCGCCGAGCGCACCUCAUCACUCGAGGCUUCGCUCUCGGCACGCUGGGAGGAGCGCGUGCAGAACCUCGUGUCGCGCGAGAAGGAUCUCUCUCGCGCCCUUGAAGUGGCGCAGUCACAGCUCAAGGAGCUGCGGGCAGCCCAUGCUCAGGCGACGGAGCGCGAGGUGGCCGGCGCGGAGAAGGACGCCCGCGUCGAGGAGCUCGAGAUGCAGAUGGCCGCAGACGACCUGCGGCGAGCCAACGAGCGCAUUGCGGAUCUGGAGCGGCGCAACGAGUCGCUGCGCAGCGAAGUCAUUCGCGCCCAGGAAACGAGCGGCGAGGAGGAGAGGCAGGCCGAGUGGGAGCGCAAGGUGGAGGAGAGCCAAGAAGAGGCAAGACGCCUGGCUGCGGCGCUCGAGGGCGAGGAUGCGCGCAGCAAGCGCCUCAUCGAGGAGGAGAAGCGCCGAUGCGAGGAGAAAGAGCGGGCCCUGGGCGAGCGUGUCAAGGAGGUCGAGGUGCUGCGCAAGCGCAUCGAGGGCAUGCAGGACUACGACGAGAUCAAGCGUGAGCUGCAGAUCAUCAAGUAUGUCGAGUUUGCCGUGCAAGACGGCGCAGACGGGCCUGCCGCGCAAGAGGUGGAAGGCUCGGCUGCCAGCGCUGCAUCGGGCGCCAAGCCGCUCGAGGCGCUGCUCAUCGAGAAGAACCGCAAGCUGCAGGACGAGGCGACGACAAUGCGCGUCGAGCACGAGGCGCUCAGCAAGGGCGCCAGCGCCUCGGCUAAGCAGCUCGCGGCGCUGCAGGCGGAGGUGGAGCGGCUGCGCGCACUGAACGUUAGGCUUGAGGAUGACCUGGUCAACUUUGACACGGCGAGGCCUUCGACGAGCCAGGCGCGUGACAAGAGUAGCAUGUCGGCAGAAGAGGCGCUGGCGGAGAUGGAUCGCAUUGGCCAGGCCGCAGGGGGCUCCACCGCACAGAGCCGUGCUGCGCCCAUCACGGAUCGCGCCAUCCCCUUCGCGCCGGCUCCAGCUUCUCCAGCGCCAGGUACGCCCUCUGCUGCGCCCUCCGGCGAGAGCAGCAUCCUGCCCAUCAUUACCAGCCAGCGCGACCGCUUCCGUGCACGCAACGCCGAACUCGAAGAGGAGCUGCGACGGCAGUUCGAGACGCUGUCCGAGCUGCGCAACGAGGUCAAGCAGCUGCAGACGGACAACUUGGCGCUGUACGAAAAGGUGCGCUACUUGCAGGCCUACUCUGCCACGGCAGGUGCCAGCAGCAGCAGUACGUCGGCCGAGCGCCACUAUCCGCCGGCAGCUGUCAGCGCACGGCAUCAGAGUGCCAUCCGCAUCGACGACGACGACAAGUACCGCGACAAGUACCAGGCCAGCAUGAACCCCUUCGAGGCCUUCCGCGGGCGGGAACAAAUCGCCUCGCUGACGAACCCGUUCGAGCGGCUGCUGCACCGCGUGCUGCAAGUCGUGCUGGGGCAUCGCCGCUCGCGCCUCUUGCUCAUCGCAUAUGCCGCCUGUCUGCAUCUGCUCGUCUUUGCACUGCUCUUCGAGAUCGAGGUGUCGUGACGCUGAAUGCAUUGCUGCCCAUCAAAGCGAGCCUCGGCCUUAUGCGCCCAGCUGCUCUGCUGCUCGAUCAGCAAGACUGCCGCGCGCGCCAUGAUGCCGUUCCUGCUUGCUGGGCUCGUCGUCUGCCUCACUGCCGGGCGCGCCCCAUGCGCCGCCGCCUGGCGUCUCGACGAUGAUGCGGUCGAGGCGGCCCAUGAGUGCCGUAGCCUUCGCGCCGAGGUUGACCUUGCGCUCCUCGUCGCCCUGGUGGCGCACCCACGUGUUGCGGCCACUCUGGGCAUCGCCGCCGCCCUCCAUGCCGAAUGGCCGGUAGGAUCGCCGCUCGCUGAGGAUGC